Molecule: messenger RNA, 2652 nt
Organism: Tinamus guttatus (white-throated tinamou)
Lineage: Eukaryota; Metazoa; Chordata; Aves; Tinamiformes; Tinamidae
Source: RefSeq, a predicted model, not a curated record
AUGCCCCGCGGCGCGCUCACGCUGCGGACGGCCUACACUUCCCAGCAUGCCCCGGUGCCGCCUACGUUUCCCGGCGUCCCGCGCGCGGCUCCGCCGUCAGUGACGUCAGGGCGGGUUGCUGGUGUCCCACUCUCGGUACCGCCUGGCCCAGUGGUGUCCCGGUACCAGCACUGCCCGACCUGGCAGGUGCUGCUGUUACCGCCUGUCUGGGUGGUCUCACAGACCCGGUACUGGUCCUGGUACUUCCCAGUGAUGACCCAGUCCUGGUACUGCCCAGGCUGGUCGUUCUUCGCGGCCGCCCGCUCGCCGGAGCCCGGCCCCGUGCCGCCGCCUGCGUUGGAGCAAGGUGAGGACCCCGCGGAGGAGCCCCCGGGACGCGGGGACCGUGAUGGACAGGACGCCGCCUCCCCGUGUCCCCGCGUGCCGGGUGCUGCGUCCCCAGGUGGCAGCUCCGCUGGCAGCACCUCCUCGGCUGAAGAGAGUCCCGAUGGCUCCUCCGUCCCCCGUGUCCCCCGGCGCAGGACAGCUCAGAAGCAGGUCACCAAGCGCAAAGGGGAGCUGGCGAACGCGAAUGGGAACGUCCCGGAGCCUGAUCCCAAGCGGCUGAGGGAAGAGCCAGGAGACCAAUGUGAAUCGGAUAGCACGGAGGAGGAGAAGGAUCCGAGCUCGGAGGAGGCUAAGGAGGGAAAAGACAGCAGCGGGGACAGGGAUGUGCAGACAUCGGAGAUGCCGAAGCCCAGCAAAGCUGUUGCUGACUUCUUUGCCCCCAGGAAGGGAUCAAGGACAAAGACGGAGGCCAAGGCAGCCCUGAAGGCAGCAGCCCCCAAGAAUUCAGCUCCUGUUGGCACCGAAGGCACCAACGGGGCCGCAAGCAGCCCCUCGCAGGCCACCGAGCCGCUGGAUCCGGCCCAGUACAACCCCUCCAAGAGCAGCUAUCACCCCGUGCACGACGCCUGCUGGGCUCCCGGGCAGAGGGUCCCCUACCUGGCCGUGGCUCGGACCUUCGAGCGCAUCGAGGAGGUCUCUGCCCGCCUGAAGAACAUCGAGACCCUGAGCAACUUCCUGCGCUCCGUCAUCGCCCUGUCCCCGUCGGACCUCCUGGCCUGCGUCUACCUCUGCCUGAACCGCCUGGGCCCUGCCUACGAGGGGCUGGAGCUGGGCAUCGGGGAGAGCAUCCUCAUGAAGGCCGUCGCGCAGGCCACGGGCCGCCAGCUGGAGAAGAUCAAGAGCGAGGCCCAGGAGAAGGGGGACCUGGGGUCGCUGCAGGGGAAGCUGCGCAUCGGCCUGGCGGAGCAGUCGGUGCUGGUGGCGCUGGCCCACGCCGCCUCGCUGACCCCCCCAGGGCAAGGCUCCUCGGAGCCUCGUGGGGCUCCCCAGGUCUCGGGCUCGCUCACGGCCGGGCUGCUUUUCCCUUCCAGCGAGUUGCCCAACUACGGCACCAUCAUUCCCGUGCUGCUGGAGCACGGGCUGGAGAGCCUGCCCCUGCAUUGCAAGAUCACCCCAGGGAUCCCGCUGAAGCCCAUGCUGGCUCAGCCCACCAAAGGCGUCGGGGAGCUCCUGAAGCGCUUCGAGGAGGCCGCCUUCACCUGCGAGUACAAGUACGACGGCGAGCGAGCUCAGAUCCACAUCCUGGAGGACGGCGCCGUGUACGUCUACAGCCGCAACCAGGAGAACAACACCUCCAAGUACCCCGACAUCGUCACCCGCAUCCCCAAGGUCCAGAAGGCCAGUGUGCGCUCGUGCAUCCUGGACGCAGAGGCUGUCGCCUGGGACCCGGAGAAGAAGCAAAUCCAGCCCUUCCAGGUGCUGAUGACACGGAAGAGGAAGGACGUGGAGGCUGCCGAGAUCAAAGUGCAAGUGUGCCUGUAUGCCUUUGACAUGCUGUACCUCAACGGCGAGUCGCUGGUGAAGGAGCCCUUCUCCAAGCGCCGGCGGCUGCUGCGCGAGUCCUUCGUGGAGACGGAGGGCGAGUUCCUCUUCGCCACCUCCAUGGACGCCUGCAGCACUGAGGAAAUCUCCGAAUUCCUGGACCAGUCCAUCAAGGACUCCUGCGAGGGCCUCAUGGUGAAGACGCUGGACGUGGACGCUACCUAUGAAAUUGCGAAGCGGUCGCACAAGUGGCUGAAGCUGAAGAAGGAUUACCUGGAAGGGGUGGGCGACACGCUCGACUUGGUGGUCAUCGGCGCCUACCUGGGCAAGGGCAAGCGCGUGGGCAUGUACGGGGGCUUCCUGCUGGCCUGCUACGACGAGGAGAGCGAGGAGUACCAGAGCAUCUGCAAGAUCGGGACCGGCUUCACCGAGGAGAGCCUGGAGAAGCACCACAGCUUCCUCAAGGACCACGUCCUGCCCCAGCCGCGGCCCUACUACCGCUGGGACAGCGGGGCGGCCCCCGACCACUGGCUGGCGGCCGUGCAGGUCUGGGAGGUGAAAUGUGGCGACCUCUCCAUCUCCCCCAUCUACAAGGCAGCCGUGGGCCUGGUGGAUGAGGACAAAGGCAUCUCCCUGCGCUUCCCCCGCUUCCUGCGCGUGCGGGAGGACAAGAAGCCCGAAGAGGCCACCAGCAGUUCCCAGGUGGCCGAGCUCUACAAGAAGCAGCAGCAGAUCCAGAACCAGCAGCUUCCCGAGAAAGGGGAGGACGAGGACUUCUACUGA